AGUGGAUUGUCAACCAAGGAUUAAGUUUCAAGACAGGUUUUGCCACUGCCUCAUUUUUUAAUAGUCCCACAGAGAUAGACAUUUAACUCCCUGGGCUUCAUUUUCUCCACCUGCAAGAUCGUGCUGUAACCAUAUUUACUUGGUCUUGCAAGUAAUAGUUUGCACACUAAAAUUUGGCCCCAGUCAGGAAAAUCUGGAGGAUCAAGGCAUCAGAGUGCUGAAGGCACUGUGCCUGCCCAAGACAGGCAGAGUGAGUGCUGGCGAGAACUUGGACAUCUGGGAUUCGACGGAUGAAACUGGGAGAAUUCUACUGUGAAGAAAAUCCAUUUCUGAAGAGAUUGCCAGUUUUUGCUGAGGAGAGAUUGGAAGUUUUGCCUCUGAAGCUUUGACAUUGUUAAACACUAAAAAAAACUGGAGGCUGGCACUGAAGGGAGGUGUGCUUGAAACGACUUUCCUUUCCUGAAGAAGAAGCUUUUGGGAGGAGGGGACCUGGAAAAUGACAGGAGUGAAGAGAAAAAAGAAUAAUGUGGUAUGGAGGAAGAUAAAUUCCUUCCACUGUGCAGACUUUAAACAGUGGUGCCUAAGGCGGCUGCCAAUUCUGGAAUGGGCACCAGGCUACAACCUGAAGGAAAAUUUGAUUCCGGAUACAGUGUCGGGGAUAAUGCUGGCAGUCCAGCAGGUGACACAAGGUUUGGCCUUUGCUAUUCUCUCUUCUGUCCACCCGGUAUUUGGUUUAUAUGGCUCUCUCUUUCCAGCCAUUAUUUAUGCCAUAUUUGGAAUGGGGCGCCAUGUUGCAACAGGGACCUUUGCUUUAACUUCAUUAAUAUCUGCCAAUGCUGUUGAGCGUCUAGUUCCUCAGGCCAACCAGAACUUCACUACAUACAGCAACUCAGGUGUGCUGGGCUUAUCUGACUUUGAGAUGCAAAGGAUUGGAGUUGCUGCAGCUGUUUCAUUCUUGGGCGGAAUCAUUCAAAUUGCCAUGUUUGUGCUGCAUCUGGGCAGUGCCACUUUCUUGCUAACAGAGCCUGUGAUCAGUGCAAUGACAACUGGAGCUGCUACCCAUGUUGUGACCUCACAAGUCAAGUAUCUUCUUGGAAUGAAAAUGCCAUAUAUCUCAGGACCAUUGGGAUUCUUUUAUAUCUAUGCCUACGUCUUUGAAAACAUCAAGUCGGUUCAAUUAGAAGCACUGCUGCUGUCCUUGCUAAGCAUCGUGGUGCUUGUUCUUGUUAAAGAGCUCAAUGAACAGUUUAAAAGGAAAAUUAAAGUUGUCCUUCCUGUCGAUUUAGUUUUGAUUAUUGCUGCAUCAUUUGCUUGCUAUUGUGCCAACAUGGAAUAUACCUACGGAUUGGAUGUUGUGGGACAUAUUCCAGAUGGAAUUCCUUCACCCAAGGCACCUUCAAUGAAUAUCCUUUCAGAAGUUGUCACAGAAGCAUUUGGAGUUGCACUAGUUGGCUAUGUAGCCUCAUUAGCUCUUGCCCAAGGUUCUGCCAAAAAAUUCAAAUAUUCAGUGGAUGACAACCAGGAGUUUUUGGCUCAUGGCCUCAGCAAUGUCAUUCCUUCCUUUUUCUUUUGUAUACCGAGUGCAGCAGCAAUGGGGAGAACAGCAGGACUCUAUAGCACUGGAUCAAAGACACAGGUGGCUUGCCUAAUAUCUUGUAUUUUGGUCUUGAUUGUCAUCUAUGCAGUAGGACCAUUGCUUUACUGGUUGCCCAUGUGUGUUCUUGCAAGUAUCAUUGUUGUGGGACUGAAAGGGAUGUUAAUACAGUUCCGGGAUUUAAAAAAAUACUGGAAUGUGGAUAAAAUAGACUGGAGCAUAUGGGUCAGUACCUACAUAUUUACAAUAUGUUUUGCGGCUAAUGUGGGGCUACUCUUUGGUGUUGUCUGCACCAUAGCUGUUGUGAUUGCACGUUUCCCAAGAGCCAAGACACUGAAUCUGACAAAUUUGAAUGAAUUGGAAUAUAAAGUAAAGACAGAAGUCGAGGGGGAAAAUUUACAACAGGUGAAAAUUAUUUCAAUAAACAAUCCACUUGUUUUCCUGAAUGCCAAGAAGUUUCAUUCUGAUUUAAUGAAUACAAUUCAGAAAGACAAUGCCAAUAACCAGACACCUGAUGAUAUCAACAAGUGUGAACAAAAUACAUUGCUCAAUUCUACUUCCAAUGGUACCUUCAAUGGGGAAACCCCACAACCAUAUCCUAAUGAAAAAUGUUCUGUGAUACUGGAUUGCAUUGGAUUGACCUUCUUUGAUUAUACUGGAGUAUCUACACUAGUUCAGGCUUACAUGGAUUGCAAAAGCCAAAAUAUCGACUUCUUGUUAGCAAAUUGCACAGCUUCCUUGAAAAAAGCAGUGCAAUAUUGUGGACACCUAGAGUCCGAUAAACAUAUUUUCUUUGAAUCAGUAUCUGCUGCAAUUGGUGCCAUCCAUUUAAAUAAGAAUCUGAGCAAAUUCAGUGACCACAGUGAAGUCUAAGCUUAACGUGUUAUAUAGCUCAUCUCUUCUCUCUGAGUAGCUCUCCAGGAUCAACCAAGUCAUGACGUUUUUACAUGAUCUUUUGUUUUUAUUAUUGAACUCCUGUAGGCAACACAUUUUAUAUCAAAUGUAAUAAAUAGAUUCAGUAACUGAAUGGCUACUGAUCUGUAUUUACCAAAUAUUGUUUUUUAUUUCUGUUUUCUUAAUGUUGAGCAGGCCCAUAGGGUUGGUUGUCCUAUAGUAAAAUUUUCAUAGAAAAUUUAUAUGUGUUUUUAAAUACAGUAUCUUGAAAGACUAAGCUAAAGUCUUGGUCUGUCAUUAUCAUUUUGUAUAUUGUUUUAAUUCUUUUUAAUUAAAAGUUAAUUUGCAAAAUACAGGUACAUAUUUCUGCUGGAAUAACACAUUAGGAGUCCUUUCCUGUCCCCUGUAAAACUACAGAAAGCUCUCUUUAUAGGCUAUAUAUAAUCAGUUUCAAGUGCCUUUCUUCCCCACUAAAGGGGGGGAAAAGAAUAAAACCAUUUGAUAGUAGCAAAUAUGUGAAAUCAACUUUUGUUAUAUGUAUAGUUAACCACGGGGGCAGCUAGGUGGUACAGUGGAUAGAACAACUGGGCUUGGAAUCAGGAAGACUAAUCUUUAUGAAUUCAAAUCCAGCUUCAGAUACUUACCAGCUGUGUGACCCUGGGCAAGUUACUUAAUCCUGCUUCCCUCAGUUACCUCAUCUGUAAAAUGAACUGAAGAAGAAAGUGGCAAAGUACUCCAGCAUCUUUCCCAAGAAAAUCCCAAAUGGGAUCACAAAGAGUCAGAUACAACUGAAACAAUUCAAUAACAACAUAAUUAACCAAAGCUUGUAAAUAUUGAUGUAGAGCAGAGUUGGAAAGGGCAAAAGGGCCGUAGUCAAUUUUCAUCUCUGCUGCUUAAAACCUGUGUGAUCGUGAACAACUCAUGUACAGAUGAGGGAAUUGAGCCUCAAUUUCCUCAUCUGUAAAGUGAGGGGGUUGGGAUAAAUGGUGUCUGAAAUUCCUUCUAGCUCUGUAUCUAUAAUCCUAUGAUUGUAUGAAGCACAAAUGCUCCCUCCAACUAUGAAAGCCGCUGAAGUUAAUGAGAGCAAAGAAUGAAUAACCAGUCAAGGAAAAGUUCUCUCAGCUUUCCACCCUCACCCCAUCUAGUACAAUUUGGAAACUUUGAACUGUUUAGAAGUUUUAUAUACUAUGUAAAGGCAUAUAAAUUUAUGGAUUAAGUUUAUGGCUUAGGGGACUUCCUUUUUAUUGUGAACAUUAAAGAGAUACCCAGGAUCUUGAGUUUUGAAAGUUACAAUUGGGAUCAUUUUAUUGUAUAAUGUACUGAUUUCUGAUUUUAUAUAAUUCUUUCAAGUUUGGAAAGUAUUAUGUAUUACACAAAUGAAAUAAUGUUAUUUCAUUUGAGCCUUAAAGUUAUCUUGAGGUAUGGGUAUUGUUAGCCCUAUGUAACAGAUGAGGAAGCUGAGGCUCCCAAGAGUGAAGUACCUUGACCAUGAUCACUUGGCUAGUAGGUGUCAGGAAUAGCAUGGGGCAAACCCAGGUCUUCCUGAUCCAAAAUCCAGCUUUCUCUGUAUGAUGCCAGGCAGCCUAGAUUUAGCUUGGUUAGUACCAAAGAAUGUGCAUGUUCCACAUCUAUUUACCACCAAUAAGGCUUCUGGAAGCAAGAAUACCACUACCAGAUGAUAUUUUGCAUUGGAAAGACCUUAAACAUUACCUUAAUAGAGUUUGAUAAAGAAAUUGAAAUCCACAGAGCUAAUGUGAUUUUUUAAGAGAUCAUAUAAUUUGUUAGUUGAGUAUUAGUUAGUUGUUCCUCUUUUAUUUCAAGGAUAUGCAUAAGUUCUAUAAAUAUAAGAGUUUAUGACAAAUAACCCUUUAGGGAACUUCUCUGUAUCCCAAGGGCAAUUAACAUUUGGUAUUAUAUGCCUUGCAAAUCUACAGACAUGAAAGGAUAAUGGGCAAAUAGCUAUCCUAAGUUAAAGUGAGCUACAUAAAUUAUUCAUAUUUUGAAUAUAUAUUCACACAUAUGGGUGUAUAUAGGGCCUUACAUUUCUGUUUAGCAUAUUGGUUUAUGUAAGAAGCAUUUUCAUUUAGAAAGGUAACAGGUGUAGAAACAAUAAAAAUUGAAAACUUUUGGAGACACAGCCUUUUAAAAAAGAACUUAGUGGCUUAGCAUAUUUCCAGUAAUUUUAAUUAAGAUAAUUAAGGAGAAGCUUGUAGAUAAGAGUAAAAGAGUCUAUAUUUAGACAAGAAGAUUGUAAAGUAAGCUUUGUGAGCUUUCCCAAAAGUGAAUUGAAGCUCCCACCAUCUGAUUCAAAAUAACUUAUGAUGAAAUGAAAUGAAAAUGAAAAAUGAUGAAAUGCCCAUUCAGAUGGCAUGAUAUUUUAGUCUUACCAAACCAUAUAUUUCAUGGGAAGAAAAUAAUAGACAUGAGCAUUUCCCUAUAUUAUCUAGGAAAUAGUCUUGUGCAUAAUGUAAGGAAGAGAUGAAAACAUAGGUUUGUUUUAUUUCCAGAAAUGAAAAAUUACUUUUCCUCAGUUGACCUAAACUCUUUAAUCUCUAGUUUGGUAUGAAAAGGCCAAAGCCAGCCAAAUACUUAUCUUAAAAAACUCCAUUGAAAGUUGAAGUUUUUGCAAAUGUAAUUUGCUUAUCUUUAGGGAAAAAGCUAAACUUUUCCUGUUGAAUUGUUCAAUAUAUCUUUAUGGAUUAAUUGUUCCAAUUGAUGGAAUGUGAUAGAAAUGAAGGAUAGAACUACAUGUGCUAGAAUGGAUUCACCAGUGAAAGGUUCAGAAAGGUUACUGGACAGUCUCUUUAACUUGUAAAGUAAUGUUUUCCAACAUAAAUAACUAUACCUUCUUACAAAUACAUAAUAUGGAUAGCAUUAUCUGGUGGAAUAGUAAUUAUACAUCUUGGAGCCCACUAAUAAUAUCAGAGUCUAGGUUGACUUAUUCUAUUUUCUUUAUUAAAUAUGACCCCCAGUGUUGCCAGAGCAAUUGUAUGUUUGAGUGUCUUCCAUUUUUGUGGUAGAAAGUAGAAAGUAUUAAAAAAAAUUAAGCCAAUGACACAUCCCGUAUUAAUUAUGUUUGAGGUAAAAAAAAAAGCAGGCCAAAAUGAGUUAACAUUUUUAGUAAGUUUGGAAUAGACAUAAUUUAAUUGGGUUGACAUAAUUUAAACUGUAAUUUUGUCCCAAUUCUGUAAUGGUUGCAGAUUCACCAAAUUUUUCUUUGAAGAUGACCUUGCUUUUUUUCCUCCCUCCCUCAUUCCCUCAAUGACAAGCUAUUUUCCUUUCAGAUGUUACAGGAAAGCAAAAUCAGAAAGAAAAAAAAAUUAAAAUUGACCUGCAAGAGUACUAAGGACCUAACAUGGUGACACUUAAAAAUUGAGCAUAAAAUAUGUAAUAAAGGAAAGACUGUUAACAAUACACUUAUGCAAAUUAAAUGUCUUUAAUUUUCA
Molecule: messenger RNA, 5934 nt
Organism: Antechinus flavipes (yellow-footed antechinus)
Lineage: Eukaryota; Metazoa; Chordata; Mammalia; Dasyuromorphia; Dasyuridae
Gene: SLC26A7
Product: solute carrier family 26 member 7
Exons: 20
Coding region: 497-2467 (656 amino acids)
Biological process (GO): transmembrane transport
Cellular component (GO): membrane
Molecular function (GO): chloride transmembrane transporter activity; oxalate transmembrane transporter activity; bicarbonate transmembrane transporter activity
Source: RefSeq, a predicted model, not a curated record